Messenger RNA from Planococcus citri (citrus mealybug), 774 nucleotides. It is a transcript of the gene Tim23, whose product is annotated as translocase of inner mitochondrial membrane 23. Bases 137 to 721 code for a protein of 194 amino acids. NCBI's taxonomy places the organism in Eukaryota, Metazoa, Arthropoda, Insecta, Hemiptera, Pseudococcidae. Gene Ontology annotation, biological process: protein import into mitochondrial matrix. Gene Ontology annotation, molecular function: transmembrane protein transporter activity. The transcript has 4 exons. The record is from RefSeq and is a predicted model, not a curated record. Gene Ontology annotation, cellular component: mitochondrial inner membrane; TIM23 mitochondrial import inner membrane translocase complex.
GUUAUUUUACCUAUCAUUUUCGGGAGAAAAAUGUGAGAUGAUCUUCCCGUUUCAACAAUUAAUUUUUCGAAUUUCUGUUGAAAAAAAUUGAAUUUUACCCUAUUAAUGCGCGUGGUGAUAAUUUUUUAAAGCACAAAUGGAUGUUUCAUACGACAAAGAUAUAAAUGUGAUGCCAGCUGGCACACCUUCGCGUCAACAACUAGCUAAUUUAUCACCAUAUCUUAACUACGAUCCUGUAUAUUUACCACAAACUAGUCAACCAGAAUUCAUAUUCCCCGAUGGAGCUACUGAGCAGAGAAGACGAUUUGAUUUUUCAUUUUCUCAAAUAGGAACUUCGUGUAUGAUCGGUGCCAGUAUAGGCGGAGCUAAUGGAUUUUAUAAUGGUUUAAAAAGUACCACAUUAUUAGGACAAACGGGGAAACUCCGCCGUACUCAGUUAUUGAAUCAUGUUAUGAAGCGCGGUGCGGCUACAGCUAAUACAUUAGGAGUUAUAGCAGUUAUGUACAGUGCCUUCGGUGUACUUUUGAGUUGUAUUCGAACUGAUGACGAAUAUAACACUCUUGCUGCGGCUACAGCAUCUGGACUAUUAUUUAGAUCAACUAGUGGUUUGAAGAAGUGCGCUUUAGGUGGGUUAACAGGAUUUGCAGCUGCAUCAGCUUAUUGUUUAUGGACAAAUCGAGAUAGAUUACAGGACCUUCGUCAGAAACUUCCUCUUUCGUAAAUUGCGCGUAUUCGUUGUUUGUAGUUUUUUGUUGUAUAAAUUAUUACUUACAA